AUGUUAGGGUUUUCUUUCUUAACUAAAGCUUUGGAUCCUCGUAGUCAAGGUCCAGUCCAACUCACCCCUGAAGAGAAAAGAACUCUUAUCCAAGAAGGAUAUCCGAUCCCUACACGUCUUCCACUUUCAAAAGCUGAAGAAGAGUCGCUGAAAAUUGUGAGAAGGAAAAUAAAGAAUAAGCUGUCUGCCCAAGAGUCACGUCGCAAGCGAAAAGAGUACAUGGAUACGCUUGAAGCUCGAUGUCAGGCUUACUUCAAUGAGAAUACACAUCUGAAAAGUAGGUUGUAUCUUAUAAUUGCUGUCGGAUGA
Molecule: messenger RNA, 309 nt
Organism: Strongylus vulgaris
Lineage: Eukaryota; Metazoa; Nematoda; Chromadorea; Rhabditida; Strongylidae
Source: the annotation of a GenBank genome assembly